AUGAGAACAACCUUACCCAAGCGGUUCCUCACGCUCCGCGAUAGGGACAGAAGCGGAGGCGCGCAUCGAAGAAGCAAAUCGUCGGACCCUCAUCACAAGCGCCCUUUCGCCGCCGAUGCCUUCUUUGCCAUAUUCCGAGACCGUGGCCUGGGGAAUGAGGAAAAAGAGUCAAAUCAAAAAAUCGACGAACUUGUACGAUGGGUCGAAGAAGAGGGGUUGUCGGGUGUGACACGCGACCAGAUACGCUACGUGCUAUCCUCGACGUACUCCCGGGGCGACAUCGCCAAAGCCAAAGAGCUUUUGAAGCUGCAGUCCGAGGCAUUCGAAGGCGUCUUGCUACCAUACAACGCCAACACGCACAUGCUGGGCGCUGAGAACCGCGGCGCGGUCACUUGCUACCUCGACUCGUUGCUGUUCGCAAUGUUUGCGAAAAUGGGGGCUUUCGAGUGUAUGCUGAUGCGCCGUGAAUACCCCGACGAGGCACAUCGUAAUCUGGCUGCCCUGCUGCGGCUGUGGGUAAAUAUGCUGCGGUCCGGGAAGCUUAUUGGAGUCGAAAUGACCGAGCAUAUCCAGAAUGCCCUUGCUGCAUGUGGCUGGAGUGACGCGAGCCUUUUAGAGCAACAAGACACCUCAGAGGCAUUUGCUUUCAUCACAGAAACGCUGCAACUGCCUCUACUUACACUGCAGGUCGACCUCUUCCACCAGGGUAAAGGAGAUGCCGAUGACCACAAAGUUGUCUUUGAGCGGCUACUCAAUCUGGCGGUGCCGGCUGACCCGGAGGGCAAAGGAGUCAAGCUUGAGGAUUGUCUGGAGGAGUAUUUCAACACGCGAGUGGAUGUCCUGCGCGACAGUCCAGACGACAAGAAAUCAGCAGACAGACAGGCAGACAGCCCCAUCACCAGCGUGCUAGGGCCCAAGAACACGAUCAGGGUCGUGACGGAUAUCGGUCAAGAAGAACACGACGAAGCCCACGACAAGGUCGAAAACCUGACACCUCUGCAGCGGCGGUGGACCAACAUCGAUUCCCCAGCGUCUUCCUCUUCAACCCCGACCCGGGAUCGACCAGAGACGCGGCCAUCGCCCCGAGCCCGGUCCACAAGCAUUAUCCAGAGAGUAGUUUUGGAUGCCGAAGGGAAGCCCACGGGCGCUGACGCCUCGACCAUCCUACAAAAGGUCAAGAGGCAGGGCUCUACAGUGGUCAGAGCCGUGACAAUACCUGCGUGGCAGUUCUUCAGGCUUAUUCCAUGGCAUAGUACUGGAAAGGACGAGCCCCUAAACGACACGGACGUUGCCAGGCACCUCAACACCCGGCCAGUCGUUGGAAUCUGCCUAAAGAGGUACAUGAUGACGGAGCUUGGCCAGCCCAGGAGACAGAACACCUUCAUCGACAUACCCGAUAGCAUGAGGCUACCACACUUCAUGCUUGUGAAUGACGCGAAGGUCGAGGAGUCUAAUGGACUCAGUGCCGAGUACAAGCUUGUUCUCCAGUCUGUGGUGUGCCACCGUGGCGAAUCCCUGCACAGUGGACACUACGUUGCAUUCUCGCGUGUUGCACCGAAGCUGCUGACGGACAACCGGCGGCAUGACAAAGACCCACCCCCAGACUACGAAGACGCCCAAUGGGUCAUGUUUGACGAUCUUCAGGUCGAGGAUCGGGUGACGUAUGUGGAUGACAUCAAGGAAUCGCUCAAGGAUGAGAUGCCAUACCUGCUCUUUUAUCAAAUAGUCCCCAUGAUGGACGUGACGGCAGCCUCGGUCGAUGGGACGACGUCAACGGAACCGCCAUCAUAUAAUGACUCGACUAUCAACAUAACAGCGACCACGUCGGGGACCGCUUCGUACUCGCCAACCACAAAUACAGACAGCGAACGGCCAGAUAUGUCAAGGCAAACCAGUGGGUACUUCGACGGAGCGCCGUUGGGGAGCUCAACAGGGCCGAGCGUUCGCUUCUCGUCGGAGCUUGACAGGCCAGUACGGCUAAGCCUCGACAACGAGUUGGAGACAGGUGUUCUGGACACCAAUAUGUGUGCCACCUCGUCGCGGCGUAGCAGUGUUCCAUUUUCCGAGGUCACGAGCAUCUUGAACGCUCGCCCACCAGCAGAAGCCCAGACUCCUGCAGGCCCCGCGGCGGCUAACGAGGAGCCCACGACGGCGCAUCGGCUGUCGAGAGCCGCAGCCCGGUUCACCAAGAAAGAUAGAGGCGACAAGGAAGCAUCUAAGGAGAAGGAGCGGUGCAGCCGGCCAGCGAGUCAGGCAGGCGAGGGCCGGAUGAGCCUAACCAUGUCGCGACUAGGCGGACUGAUGCGCACGAGCAAAGAGCCGCUGCGAGAGUCGGUAUCGUUGGAUCAGGCAUCCGCCAGUACGGUGCAAGACGCUUACGAUGGCGAGGCCGGCUCGGCGCAGCACGUCGAGCAGCAGCCCCUCAUUGCACCGUCCUCGUCGCCACCGUUGUCAGCUGUGCCAGGUGACGCUUCGGGCAAGAAAGAAAGCAAGGAAAAGAACAAGAACAAAUCAGACAUUGGAAGACCUGAUAAGGAGGGCAGGGAGAGAAAACAUCACCUUGGCCAUCACCGGAAGUCAAACGGAAGUGAGCCCGAGCGCGAGUGCGUCGUCAUGUGA
This is a messenger RNA of Gaeumannomyces tritici R3-111a-1, 2619 nucleotides long. RefSeq names its product ubiquitin C-terminal hydrolase. The transcript has 5 exons. Lineage: Eukaryota; Fungi; Ascomycota; Sordariomycetes; Magnaporthales; Magnaporthaceae. The record is from RefSeq and is a predicted model, not a curated record. Gene Ontology annotation, biological process: protein deubiquitination. The coding region runs from base 1 to 2619 and encodes 872 amino acids. Gene Ontology annotation, molecular function: cysteine-type deubiquitinase activity; cysteine-type endopeptidase activity. Gene Ontology annotation, cellular component: cytosol; nucleus.